Elgaria multicarinata webbii is the source of this 4414-nucleotide messenger RNA. RefSeq names its product peptidylprolyl isomerase like 1 (gene PPIL1). The transcript is spliced from 4 exons. The record is from RefSeq and is a predicted model, not a curated record. Bases 21 to 521 code for a protein of 166 amino acids. Gene Ontology annotation, cellular component: catalytic step 2 spliceosome. Lineage: Eukaryota; Metazoa; Chordata; Lepidosauria; Squamata; Anguidae. Gene Ontology annotation, biological process: protein folding; protein peptidyl-prolyl isomerization. Gene Ontology annotation, molecular function: peptidyl-prolyl cis-trans isomerase activity.
CGGCGAGGUGCGGCAGAAGCAUGGCUGCGGUGCCCCCCGACACUUGGCAGCCGCCCGCUGUUUCCAUGGAGACUACUAUGGGCCUCAUUAUUAUGGAGCUGUACUGGAAACACGCUCCCAAAACUUGUAAGAAUUUUGCUGAACUAUCCAGACGAGGUUAUUACAAUGGCACAAAGUUUCAUAGGAUAAUCAAGGAUUUCAUGAUCCAGGGGGGUGAUCCAACAGGAACCGGAAGAGGAGGAGCAUCCAUCUAUGGCAAGCAAUUUGAAGAUGAACUGCACCCAGAGCUAAAGUUUACAGGUGCAGGAAUCCUUGCUAUGGCGAAUGCGGGCCCAGAUACGAAUGGCAGCCAGUUUUUUAUCACAUUAGCACCAACCCAGUGGCUUGAUGGGAAGCACACUAUAUUUGGCCGUGUUUGCCAAGGAAUUGGAAUAGUGAACAGAGUGGGCAUGGUAGAAACCAAUGCACAAGAUCGACCAGUGGAUGAUGUAAAGCUCUUGAAGGUUUACCCAUCGGGCUAGAAUAGAAACAUGAAAUUCUUAUUGAAUCUAACUGUAUUUCAUCAUGCUCGUUUUUUUAGAAGAUAUUUGUUGUGUUCCAAGAGAUAGUUGCCAGUAACUUAGGUGCAAAAUUAUCCUAUACUAAAAUGCAUCUUUGAAAUUUAUCAUUAACCUUUUUGUUAAAGCUAAAUUUAUCAAGAAAUUAUUUGGAUUAUUUGAAGGGGGAAUUGUGGAGGUGGCCUUUUUGUAAGCUUAAUUCUGUCUACCACCCAUGGUUUAAUUGGAAUGUAGCAAGCCAUCUGUAUUUUAAACAGGCAGAGAUCUUUAAAUGUUUUAGAAAGAAACUGGCAACAUCUAGUAUUUUGUAAGAUAUCCAAACUGCAUGUUAACUCAUUGUCUACAUGGGUCUGAAGGCAAUGUUUGAGUGCUAUCUUACCCUUCCAACUGAAAAGAAAAGGACGUUGAUUUGCUGGAAUUCAUUUAAGAUUUUAUAAUGGCUAACAUGUAUAAAUAAUUUUAAGGCCAAACCAUUAAAUUUGUGGCCUCCUGUUUCUGUACAUAAGAAAUCUGGAUACUACUAUUUGAAUAGAAUCCUUCCUUGGUUGAAGGGUGUUUGGUUUCUUAUGGGAAAAUGAAGACUUUCAGGUUCUUGCUCAUAUAGGUAAGAAAACAAUGUAUUUUUCAGUUCUGUGGACUGGUGUAGGAGGGCAGCAAGAUGCUACUCAGCCAGCAGUUUUCAUUGGCAGAAAACUACUUUCCCAAAAUCAUAAAGCUAUGUUGAGGAUAAUGCUCACCAGUGCUAAAGUAUGGUUUAUUGGAGUAUAUAAUGGCGAUACUUUGAGAUGGUGGUGGUGAACUUACUCCCUUUGCUGUGUCUUAUAAAUAUAUAGAAUUCCUUGAAUGGGUUUUAUAUACCUGAAGAGCUUCACAAUCAGUGUCUUCUCUUUUUUCUACUUAUUCUGUUUAUUCAGAAGCUUCUUAUAGCAAAUCUUAUUCAUUAUUGUCCCUGACCCAUGCUGAAUAGAACUUUUGGUUAGGAAUACUUACUUGAAGAAACAAGGUUCCAGCUGGAAUUGAAUGUGGGAGGACGUCAGUCAGUUGCCAAGAUGGAAAAAAGUACAUUCAUUUGAAAGGUGAUUUUUCAAGCUAGACAGAUCAAAGCCAUCUAUGAAGUUCAGUUCCUCCCUGGAGCUAGAUUAGUCCAUGUCAACACAGUUUUUAUAGCACCAUGAUGCUCUCAAAGUAAGCAACUUGGGAUCCUUCCCUCCUGUGUCUCUUUAGUCAGAGCUCAGGAGUGCUUUUUGACAUAUUGUGGCAGAUUAUCUGCAGCAUGAGAGAAUCCUAUACAAGCGGAGCAAUGUAAACUUAGGACAGGACAAAAUUAGCCACUAUGGUUGCGUCAAUGGUGCUGUUUUCACAGAGGAAGGGAGACUGCCAAUGGAAUAGAUUUGCCGUCCCCACUGCACCUCCCAUGUACCCAACAAAUGUCCUCCAGAGGGUUGGAGUACCCUCCAGAGCAGAUGAUGGGGAUUGCAGUGGGGGUGGAGCUUACAUUGUUUUGUGAGAGUGGUCAGUAGUGGCACUAUUAACCUGGUGGUUGCAGCUGUUCAGAAUGCAAGAGCUUGUUCAUGGUUAAUGCAAGAAGUUUUGGCACCCAAAACAAGGUACAAUUUUGGCACCUGCGUGCACACGCCACUGCUGUUAGUUCCUGGACAGCAUAAAAUGGUUCAUGGUGGAGGAAAACACAACUUGCCUGGGAUACUGAUUUCUUCUAUUUAAAUUUCUUUAACAUUGCAACAUUUAUCAGUAAGGUGCUUGAAAUAUUUGUUUGGAACACAGUAUAUGCAUCCUUUAAACAAGCAAAUAAAUAAACAAACAAACGGGCCCUGACUUGAACUCACCGUAACUGAGGUAUUUGCAUUGAAAAUAAUAACAAUAAACAAACCCUAGUUAGAAGUCACAAUGACUUAAGCAAUUCACCUCAAAUUCACAGAAAAACACAAUUUACAGUGUGCAAACAGAAUUAUUCUUUAAAGAAAUUGAUUUUUUCUUCUGUUUGCAUUGGUAAAGUCCCUUAGAAUCACAGAAAAAUAUGUCAUGCCAAAGUCAUUUUCAGUUCAAAAUAUAGCAAGCCCUACCAGCCUCUCUCGAAGCACUGAAGAAUGAAGUUUGUUCUUUACCAUUUUAAACUCUGAAAGGUUUCUCUCACAAGAAGCUACUGUUAUAAGCAAAGCCAAAAGUAUGCUGAGUGCUGUGGCAAAAUUGGGAGCAGAGUUAUAUCUGACUUUAUAUCCCAGUAUUUGACUUGAUGCCAUGUUGGGUUUUACAAUGGGAGCUAAGGCUUCUCUAUGCAGUUGCAACCCAUCUAUAUCUCUUAAGCUUUAAGUUUUCUUCAGUAAGAAGUUCUUCCAAAUACAUACCGUACUUCAGAUAUUCUUCUCUGAAAACUGUUCCAGUUGCUUGAAGUCAUUGUAUAAAAAUUGGGAAUAUCUGCUGUGAUGGUCCAUCUGCUCAAAUCAAUCCAUGACAGACUGAAUGGCCAUAUCCAACAAAGUAUUGAAAAUAGCUGUAUGGAAUUGUACUUUCAAAUCUCUUCAUAGGUUCCUCUAUUCCCUCAUAGUUGAAUAGUCUCCUCCCCCCCCCCCCCCCGGAAACAUACGGAACGUGUACAAAGAGAACACUGGUUCAGUUUCCAUUUCUGAUGCCAGUCCUGAUGCUUGUCACACAGCUUCCUGGAAACCUUCAUUGCAGUGAUAUCCUUUCCAAAAAACAACAAAAAAAAGUUUUGAUCCUUUUAAAGCAUCGGUGCUUUCUGAAAGUAUGUAAAAAGAUGAAUGGUGCUACAGCUUGUGAAAGAAUGAAACAGUUGGUGUGGCAGGCUGAAAGGGAACAACUCAUCCCCUAAAUAUACUGAUGAGAAAAUCCCAGCGAGUAGAAGAGAUUGGUGAGGGUUGCAUGUACUGGGGAAGAGAGAGAGGUGGUUUUGUGAUUUCUGCAAAAGCAACCAUGAGAAAUCCGCAACCAGGGUUUGCUUGUGGUUUCUCUCUAAUCCAGCUUUUCCAUCCAUCCAUCCAUGCGGUUGUGGUCAGCGCCUACUGGGCUGGCAGGUCCACCAGUGCACCGCCACCUCUUGGACAUGCAGCAGCAGCAGCAGCAUACCUUACACAAGGUGGGUGGGGAAGUGUUCCAGCUCUGCCAGGGCACAAGGCCACUUCUUCCUUUGCCAAGUCCUCAUGUUUGGGCUCUGCCUGCUGGUGAGGGGUGCAGCUUUUUCUACAAAUAUAUAGUAGUUGUGUGCCACAAUCGCAUGCUAACCCAAGGGUAGGCAACCACAUGACCGCCAGAGGUUUUGGAUUACCAUAAUCUCUGAUCAUUGGCUGGGGCUGAUAGGAGUUGUAGUCUAAAACAUCUGGAGGGCUACAGGUUGCCUAUGCCUGCACUAAUCCAUCAAAUAAAGGCAAAUCUCAGUUUUCUUGCAUACCGUAGGUAGUUCAUACAAUUCUCUUACAUACCUAUGCUUAAAACAUAAAAGUUAUUAUUCUUUUCCUAAUGAUCAUACCCAAUAUGGCAUUAUUGGUAUCCAUUAUGAUAUUGUUAAAUGGCAUGAAAAAUACAGUAGAAUUGUUUGUAAAGAAGGCAAAAGACUUUAUUGCUUCAUGAAAAGGUCUAGUGAUUGUGCAUCACUAACUUGGGAAGCAAAAUUUUAUAAAUAUUGUCUGAUUUGUACUGGCAUUGAUGCAUCUCUUGGUCUAAUCUUGCAUUCCCCAAGGUUAUGGGCCAUGUAGUUUCAAGAUACCUUGUAUAAAUACAGAACUGCAGCUUUUUUUCAAGACUUUUUUUCUGACACUUCCAGUGCUACUAAGAGUGUCUUUUGAAUACAUGUUUUUAAUCAAAUAAAAUAUUUUGUAUUUGUA